AUGGACGAAUCGGAUGAGAGAGACAUUGACAGUAUCGAGGAGUCAGACGAUUCGGGCAGUGAUUUUGAAACCCAGCUGAAGUCGAAGAAGAGAAGACCUCCGAGAGCAGCACUUGGAACUCCACCUCCUAAGCGGCCUCAGCGUGGAGCUGCAGUUCAGCCUCAGUCCAGCCCUCUAGGAGUGUCACCCAAAAACACACCCCCUCCCCACUCCUCCCGCAACACCCCACGGGUGGGGCGCGAGGCCGUCCGGAUCUGGGGCCGAGGGAGGGGGGGCCAGACUACUGCGGAACAUCUGUACGAGGCUGUGAGAUCCGGCAAGAGCGCCACUGUGACAGUGGUUGAUGAUUGGCUGGACAGCUACAAGCAAGACAGGGAGGCGGCGCUUCUGGAGCUCAUCAACUUCGUGGUGCUGUGCUGCGGCUGUAAAGGUGUGGUGAGCAGGGAGAUGUUUGACACCAUGCAGAAUGCUGAAAUCAUCAGUGUAUUAACUAAAGAGUUCAAUGAGGACUCGGUGCGGUACCCGCUGUCGGCCAGCGGCCCGCAGUGGCGUCGCUUUCGGGCUGGCUUGUGUGAGUUUGUGCGGCUGCUGGUGCGCAGGGCUCAGAACAGCCUGCUGUACGAUGAGUACCUUUUCUCCUCCCUGGUGGCGCUGCUCGCUGGCCUGUCCGACUCGCAAGUUCGAGCCUUCCGCCACACCAGCACUCUCAUUGCUAUGAAGCUGAUGACGGCCCUGGUGGAGGUGGCGGUGAUGGUGUUCUCGCAGACGGAGACGACGCACCGGCGUUACGAGGCAGAGAGGAAUAAGGAGCUGGAGCGCAGGGCCCAGGACCGGCUGGAGGAGCUGCACACAACUUACACAGAGCUGCGGGAGCACCAGGAGGAGCUGCAGAGCCUGAUGAGCGCAGUGUUUAAGGGCGUGUUUGUGCACCGGUACCGGGACCGCGUGCCGGAGAUCCGGGCCGUCUGCAUGGAGGAGCUGGGGCUGUGGCUCCGCCAACAUCCCGGCGCCUUCCUCACCGACGGACACCUCAAAUACCUGGGCUGGACCCUGCAUGACAAGCAGGGCGCUGUGCGCUUGCAGUGUGUGCGGGCGCUGCAGGGUCUGUACCGGGAGGAGGACUUCAUCGGCCGGCUGGAGCUCUUCACCAGCAGGUUCAAAGAGCGGAUGCUCUGCAUGGUACUGGAUAAAGAUGGGGACGUUGCCGUGGAGGUCAUCCAGCUACUGCUGCUGAUCCAACAGAAGACAGAGGAGGGUUUGUCGGAGGAGGAGUGUGCGCGUGUGUACCCACUGGUGUACGCUUCCCACCGGGGGCUGGCCUGCGCUGCUGGAACCUUCCUCUACCACAGGUUGUGUGGGGAAAUCCAGGACAGAGAGAAAGAAAACAGCAGAACAGCCUUCCUCAGCUUGCUCAUCUCCUUCUACAAUCAGAGUGAGUUCCACGAGCACGGGGCGUACCUGGUGGACAGCCUGUGGGGCAGCGCGGUGGCGGAGCUGCGGGACUGGGAGGCCAUGACAUCACUGCUGCUGCGGGAGAAGGAGCAGGAUGAGGGGCUGAAGGAUGAGGAGGAGGGGGCCCUGAUCGAGCUGAUGGUGUGUGCAGUCAGGCAGGCAGCGGAGAGCCGGCCCCCGGUGGGGAGGGCCCCCCCAGGCAAGAGGAUUCUGAGUAUGAAAGACAGGAAAACCCAGGCACAGGACAGGAGACGCCUCACCUCCCACUUCAUAGUGGUGCUGCCUCAGCUGCUGGCCAAGUAUUCGGCAGAUGAGGAGAAAGUGAGCAGUCUGCUAAAGGUUCCCCUGCACUUUGACUUGGAGACGUACAGCAGCACAGGCAGGCUGGAGAAGGCCGUGGAGCUGCUCCUCUCGCAGGUGUGUGGGAUCGUGGAGAAGCACACGGAGGACUGCGUGCUGGAGGCCUGUGCCCGCGUAGCGUGUGCCCUGUGUGCCGAAAACUACGCCUUCUCCGCCCGUGCCAGCCUGGCAGUCAGCCAGCUGCUCGACUGUCAAGCGGACCGAUUCACCUCCAACCUCGAUGACCUGCUGCAGGGGGCAGCUGAUGAAGAUGAGGUAUACAGUGCAGCUGCCACCCUGAAGAGGAUCGCUGCCUUCAGCAGUGCAAGGGACCUGACAGGAUGGCAGCUCUUUGACCCCUGUCUCCAGAUCCUCAAGUGUGGAGUGGAAUCAAGAGACAUGGACAAAGAGCUGAUGCUUCCUGCACUGAAGUGCGCCACUUGCCAUGUGCUGUGGGAGAAAGUGAGAUUCAGCAGCUCCACACCCACCAAGGUGAGUCAGAAGCGGCUAAAGCAGGAGGUGAAGUCUCUGUGUGCUGUAUGUCAGAGCUGCCUGUCUAUUGGCCAGGGGGAUAUCAGGGACCUGGCAUUUGUGCUGCUGUGUGACCUGUUGCUGGUGUUUCGGGUGGACUCGGCUCACACUCUGUCCUACCCGCUGGACGUGUCCCUGCGCGCUGAGCUCGCCUCCUUCCUGCUGGACUACGUCUUCACCGAGCCCGCAGACCAGCUCAACGAGGAGGAUGAGGAUGAGCAGGCGAAGAUCACAGGGCUGCAGCGCCGCCGCAACCAGCUGGCCGGAUACUGCAAACUGGUCAUCUACGGUGUCCUGGAGCUGAGUGCUGCCUCGGACAUCUUCAAACACUACAGCAAGUUCUUCAGAGACUAUGGUGACAUCAUCAAGGAGACGCUCAGCAAAUCCAGGAUCAUCAGCCAGACAGAGAGCGCCAAGACUGUGUGCCUGAGCCUGCAGCAGCUCUUCUCUGAGUUCCCUCAGGGUGAGGGGGAGGUGCUGCAGUUUGGGGAGAUCCGGGAGCUCGCCCGGCGCCUGGCCAUGACCUUCGGCAUCGACCUGCAGCGAGUGCGCAAGGCCCUGCUGUGCCUACACGAGGAUGGGAUCAGCUUUGCUUUCCGGGAUGCGGGGGAGGGGGACGAACCGCCCCCAAACCUGCACUUCCUGGAGGUGCUCAGUGAGUUCAGCUUCAAACUGCUGAGACCGGACCGCACCCAGCUGUUGGGCUUCCUGAAGCGCAUGCACCCCACGCCCCCUCCAGCCUGGCCCUCCCUCACCAUGUACCGCCGCUCCCUGCAGGGAGGAGCCCGUGAGAAGGAGGAGGGGGCUGCGGACACCCCCCUCCCCAAACGCAGGAGGACGGUCACAGAGGGCUCCAGCUUGGCAGACAGGGCCUCGCUGGAUGGCAGCAGUCUGCCCAGCCAGCUGCCCACCCCCCCUCUCACCUCCACCCUGCUGCGGCGCAGGUCCGAGCCACAGCGGGACACGUCUGACCCCCGCUCUGAGGACGACUUCACCGACAGUCUGCUGAGUCGUCGGAAGGGCCGUCAAUCAACUCUACGACACACACCCAGCCCCUCCCCCACACACAGUGACCUGGACUCCCACCUCAACCUGCUUACACUGAUUGAAGAGGAUGAGGAAGAGGAGGAAGAGGGAGAAGAGCCAGAGAUCGAAGACUUUCAGAGUGAGGGUUCUGAUGAGGAGACGCGUGUGACUCUGCCCUCCACCCGGAACUCCACCAGCUACCUGGAGGGGCUGUUUGAAUGA
Megalops cyprinoides (Indo-Pacific tarpon) is the source of this 3570-nucleotide messenger RNA. RefSeq names its product cohesin subunit SA-1 (gene stag3). The transcript has 31 exons. The record is from RefSeq and is a predicted model, not a curated record. The coding region runs from base 1 to 3570 and encodes 1189 amino acids. Gene Ontology annotation, molecular function: chromatin binding. Gene Ontology annotation, cellular component: nucleus; chromatin; cohesin complex. Gene Ontology annotation, biological process: sister chromatid cohesion. NCBI's taxonomy places the organism in Eukaryota, Metazoa, Chordata, Actinopteri, Elopiformes, Megalopidae.